ACGUCAUCAGCAUGCGCCCCCUCCACACUUAGGGCCUCAGAAUUUUGAGGUUAGGUUCAUUCCGGUUAAUUCUCCGCCUGUCUGUGUCUUCCACGUGAAAAGUAGAAAAGUAAGGAGAGCCGCUCAAAACAAACAUAAGGAACAACAGCGAAAUGUCUUGUUUUAGCGGAGACCCAAACUUUUGCCCAGAGUGCGGCAAUGUCCUACCUUUACCUGGUGCACCAGAUACCAUCACAUGUCCCCGGUGUGCCUUUAUUAUCUCUGUGCGGGAAUUAGCAAAUCAAGUAAUUACAUCGUCCGUUGUGUUCAACCCGUUAGAACUAGUGGUCAGCACUGGGGAUAAUGUGGAAGAUUCUGAACUAAAAGGCCCAGUGAUUGACAGGCGGUGUUCCAGAUGUAACAAAGAAGGUAUGGUUUACCACACACGGCAGAUGAGGUCAGCUGAUGAAGGACAGACAGUCUUCUUCACUUGUAUACAUUGCAGGUACCAGGAGAAGGAAGACUCUUAAAGAAACAGAAUAUCUCACAUGAAGUGUACAAAUAUUUAAACUGAUUUGUUUGGAUUUGUGGUUGUUUAAGAAGUUGCUUUAUUUUCUGUGUAAUUUUAAUUAAAGAUAAUUCAGCGUCUUUACUGUGCUGAUACAGUGUUGCUUCAUGUUUAUGCUGGUAAACAAGUCAUUAUAGUAAUGAUGGAUAUUUUCAGCAAUAAACAAAAUUAUUGUCAUA
Messenger RNA from Clupea harengus (Atlantic herring), 726 nucleotides. It is a transcript of the gene polr1h, whose product is annotated as RNA polymerase I subunit H. Gene Ontology annotation, molecular function: zinc ion binding; nucleic acid binding. NCBI's taxonomy places the organism in Eukaryota, Metazoa, Chordata, Actinopteri, Clupeiformes, Clupeidae. Gene Ontology annotation, biological process: termination of RNA polymerase I transcription; DNA-templated transcription. The record is from RefSeq and is a predicted model, not a curated record. Gene Ontology annotation, cellular component: RNA polymerase I complex.